AGGAAGCAUGCAGUGAUCGAAGCAGACGGAGUACUAUUUACACAUUUUUAUACUACAGUUGGCUAUGGUUGUGCCAAAUUUAUUGGUUUUUACGUAUUAAUGCACCAGAAUCAGAAAUAUAGGUAAAACGGAAAAAUGAAGAGCAAAUCUACACAGAAGCUUGCUGAGCUUCAAAGAAACCCUGCAAAUAUCAGGAAUAUUUGCAUUCUAGCACAUGUAGACCAUGGCAAAACAACACUAGCCGAUGUUUUGGUGGCCAGUAAUGGCAUCAUAUCACACAGGAUGGCAGGAAAGCUACGAUACAUGGAUAGUCGAGAAGAUGAGCAAGUUAGAGGAAUUACUAUGAAGUCCAGUGCAAUCAGUUUACAUUUUGCUCAAGGUGAGCAGGAGUACCUGAUAAACUUAAUAGACUCUCCAGGACAUAUAGAUUUCUCCAGUGAAGUGUCCACAGCUGUGAGGUUAUGUGAUGGUGCUAUCGUGAUAGUGGAUGUUGUGGAAGGUGUUUGCCCUCAGACACAUGCAGUUCUGAGGCAGGCAUGGCUGGAAAAUCUCAAACCAAUCCUUGUCUUAAACAAGAUAGAUCGCUUGGUCUCGGAGUGGAAAUUUACUCCAUUGGAGACCUAUCUUCACUUGCAGCAGAUAUUAGAGCAGGUGAAUGCUAUUACUGGAGAACUGUUCACAAGUGGAGUUUUUGAGAAAGAGUCCAGUCAAGCAGAAGAAAACCAAGAAAAGGAAGUUAAAACAAAUGGGGAUCAGGUAUAUGAAUGGAGCUCAGCUUUGGAUGACACUGAUGAUGCAGAUCUGUACUUCUCUCCAGACCAGGGAAAUGUGGUGUUUGCAAGUGCAUUAGAUGGAUGGGCUUUUAGCAUUGGUCACUUUGCUGAGCUCUAUUCAGUUAAGCUUGGAAUUAAUGCUGGGGUUUUGAAGAAGACACUGUGGGGGGAUUUUUAUCUGGAUACAAAACAAAAGAGGAUUCGUAAAGGUGCACAGGCUAAAGGUAAAAAGCCUUUAUUUGUCCAGUUUGUAUUGGAAAACCUUUGGUCAGUGUAUGAGGCAGUCACCGUAAGAAAAGACAAGGAAAUGAUUGAGAAAAUAGUAAAGUCACUGAACUUAAAUAUUCCCCCGAGGGAUUCCAGACACACUGAUGCUAGGGUACAUCUCCAGGCCAUUGUCAGUCAGUGGUUGCCACUUUCAAAGGCUGUUUUAGAUGUUGUCUGCAGCCAUCUUCCUUCCCCGAAGGAUUUUCUGCCAGAGAGGGUGGAGAAACUGAUGUGUGGGGGUGCCAGGAGGUAUGAUUCUCUACCUUCACAGACACAGCAACUUAAAGAAGAUUUCUUAUCAUGCAGUCCUGGGGAAGAUAAACCAGUGAUUGUUUUCAUUUCAAAGAUGUUUCCCUUUGACAGACAAUGCCUUCCUCAAAAUAAACAAAGACCUCUCACUGAAGCUGAUCUUGCACAGAGACGGCUGGUAGCAAGACAGAGGCAUGCACAGAGACUAGCAGCACAGUCAGAUGGAACUCAAGAAGCAGCUGUCAGUUCUGAAGUGGCAGUUCAACCAGAGAAACAGGAAAGUGAACCAUUUGAAAAAGAGGCAGGUGAAAAUGAAAUUGAGGAGGAGAAAUCUGACCAAGUAUUCCUGGCAUUUGCCAGAGUGUAUAGUGGUACAGUUAAAAAGGGGCAGAAACUAUAUGUCCUAGGACCCAAACAUGACCCCAGCAGAGUACUGGAAGAGAUUGGAGAGGGCACUUCAAUAGAUGAUAGCCUGACGGUCAGUGAGUUGACCAGUGGUCAUCACAUCACCUCAGUUACUGUAAAUGACCUGUACAUGUUUAUGGGGAGAGAGCUGGAAGAUUUAGAUGAAGUGCCAGCAGGCAAUGUUCUAGGCAUUGGAGGUUUGGAGGAGCAUGUUUUGAAGUCUGGCACUCUGUCUAGCACUGUGGCCUGCCCUGCCUUUACAGCUAUGUAUUUUGAAGCUGCACCCAUUGUUAAAGUUGCUUUAGAGCCAGUGCACCCAGCUGAUAUGCCAAAAUUGGUGCAUGGCAUGAAGUUGCUGAACCAGGCAGACCCUUGUGUUGAGAUCUUGAUUCAGGAGACUGGAGAACAUGUCAUCAUGGCAGCUGGGGAGGUCCAUCUCCAGAGAUGUGUGGAUGACAUCAGAGAAAGGUAUUCCAAAAUUGAGCUGAACGUGUCUGCUCCCAUAGUCCCAUUCAGAGAAACCAUCGUACCACCUCCAACAGUGGACCGUGUGAAUGAGGCAAUAACUAAUGAAAAGCAAUCCAUGGCAAUACAAGAGAAUUCUGAUGAGGAAGACAUAGAACUAAUUGAACCAGGACUGGUGGAAACAUUGACACCAAACAGAAUGUGCACAAUCAGAUUACGGGCCAUUCCUCUGCCUUAUGAGGUAGCAAAAAUUAUAGACGAUCAUGCUGAGUUAAUCAAAACUUUAGAAAAAUACUCCAUGGCAAGGCUGGUAGAAAAAGAAGACACCCAGGCUGCAGAAAGACUGAAACUUGAAACAAAAGAUGCUAUUAGAGAUCUUAAAGCAAAAUUGUCAGCAGUUUUCCAGGAAGCUGGUAAAAAGUGGAAUGGUGUAGUAAACAGAAUAGUUUCAUUUGGACCAAAGAGAAUGGGUCCCAAUGUACUGGUAAACAAUAUCCCUGAAUAUGACAGGCCCUCCAUAUGGAGUUGUUUAGAGAGCAUAGAAGACCAGGUGGCUAAAGUAGGGAAAAUUAGAGAAUAUGACAGUAACAUUGUCAGUGGUUUUCAGCUGGCUACUCUUCAGGGACCAAUGUGUGAGGAACCAAUGAUGGGAGUGUGUUUUUCUGUAGAGAAGUGGGAGAUGCAUAGUGAGCCACAGCCACUACCAAGUACACUUACAGAAGAGGAUGAAGAAAAUGGUGAACUUCAACCAAAUCAGUUGAAGAAUAAUUCAACAGCUAAGCCUAAACCAGAUGCUAGUUUGGAACCGGGCACUGAGAAAAGUGUGCAGUUCAAGAGAGAUGUGUAUGGUCCAGUCUCUGGUCAGAUUAUGUCCACUGUUAAAGAUGGCUUAAGGAAGGCUUUCCAAAGUCAGCCACAGAGGUUGAUGGUGGCCAUGUAUACCUGUGUGAUCAGAGCCACAGCAGAAGUCUUAGGCAAGGUGUAUGCAGUUCUAGGCAGACGUCAUGGACGUGUAACAUUUGAGGACAUGAUGGAAGGAUCACAGAUAUUUAGUAUAACAGCCGUGCUGCCUGUGGUGGAAAGUUUUGGUUUUGCAGAGGAGAUCAGGAAAAGGACCAGUGGUUUGGCCAGUCCUCAGCUGCAGUUCAGCCACUGGGAGGUUGUAGAUCUAGAUCCAUAUUGGGUGCCUACCACAGAGGAAGAAUACAUGCACUUUGGAGAAAAGGCAGAUUCUGAGAACAGAGCAAGAAUUUACAUGGACAAUGUUCGGAGGAGAAAAGGUCUGAAAGUUGACGAGCGAAUUGUGGAGUUUGCAGAGAAGCAGAGGACAUUAAGCAAGAAAAAAUAAGCUGAAACACCCAACACAUGCGUGUCCUAUGUACCUCUUCAUGAAUCCACUAUUGGACAGUGAAAUUGAGAUUGUGCAUGAUAGCUGACAUAUUAAAAACAGGCAUUGUUAACAAGUCCAGUGGUUUUUUAACAGUAUACACUUUAUUGGUUUACAUAGACAUUAAAGACACUAACAGUCAAUUACAAUUUUUAUCAGGUUGUUGGACCUUUAGAAUAAUUGUACAAAUAGAUCUUGAAUGUGAGAUUCUGCUAUUGUUUAUAGUUACUUUACAACAUUUGUCUACUAUUUUACAUAGCAAUGUUAUAAGAUAUAUAUUAUUUAUGUAGAAAAUUGUUCAAUAUGUGAACAUGAAAGGAUUACACUUUCAUGUUUAGUACAAUCUGUCUUGUCAAGAUGUGACAUAACAUGAUAAUUAUAGAGCUUAAAUUGUACAUUUUGCAGCAACUGAUAGAGAAACCAUAAUUUCACAUCCAUUUUUGCUCUAUACAAUUAAAUUGAUUGUAACA
This is a messenger RNA of Lingula anatina, 4016 nucleotides long. RefSeq names its product elongation factor-like GTPase 1. The record is from RefSeq and is a predicted model, not a curated record. Lineage: Eukaryota; Metazoa; Brachiopoda; Lingulata; Lingulida; Lingulidae. Gene Ontology annotation, molecular function: ribosome binding; GTPase activity; GTP binding. Gene Ontology annotation, biological process: cytosolic ribosome assembly. Gene Ontology annotation, cellular component: cytosol; ribonucleoprotein complex.